AAUAAUUAAAUAAGAUUAUUUUACAAAAGCCACGUCAGUGUUAAAAGAGCUCGUUAAUGACCUGCAUCAACAAUUCCACUCACUAAUCACAACAACAAAAACAUAAAUAACUAAAGAAGUUCAAUGGACGAAUCCAUCAGGACGAAUCUCAUUGGUCCAACCUCGGAUUUCGAUCACGAUGUCAUCCUAAGCGAUAAUUUAGAAUUCUGGAUGACGCGACUCCCGCCAUCACUCAAAAAAAUACCGAUCAUUCACCUAGCGAUCCCAGGUUCUCACAACACAAUGACGUACACAAUAGACCGGUUCAACAAUGUUGGCCCUGAUGAACCAGCAUCUCUUCAAUUUUUCGGGAAGUAUUUUUCACUUAUAUCAAAACCGCUGAUAUUUAAUUGGUCUGUCACGCAGUAUGACGAUAUAGUUCAGCAAUUGAAUGGCGGAAUUCGUUAUCUAGACUUAAGAUUAGCAACCAAGACUAAUAAUAAUAACAACAACAUCGAAGCUAAUGACAUUGACAAUGACAACGUUUACUUUCUUCACGGCCUGUACGGUGAUGAAGUGACACAACACUUGAUAAACAUAAAAAACUGGCUGCUCCUGCACCCAGAGGAGAUAAUAAUAAUCGACUGCCAGCAUUUCUACCUGUUCAACGAGCGAAUCCACAAAAGAUUCGUUAACAAGCUGAAGAAUAUAUUCAAAGAGUUGAUAUGUCCUUCAACAAUAAAUCUGCAGAAGAUAACCCUGGACUGGAUGGCGAGCAACCGGUACCAGCUGAUACUCGUCUACAGGAACGAGAUCGUCAGGACCGAAGUCAACUUCUGGCCUAGCGGACUGUGGCCAUCGCCCUGGCCAGAUACUACUCGGCCUAGAGCUCUGGUGGACUUCUUAGAUAUGAGACUGAAAACACGGCUCGCUGACACCGGGUUCGUGUCCCAGUGCUUGCUUACUCCGGAUGCUAAGUAUAUUCUGAGGCACUUGUGCGGAAGCUUGCAUCGUGAUCUAGCGGGGGCUUGUAGGAAAACUUCGCUGGAAUGGAUCAAAAGGAAUGCGCCUGGUGAAGGAGGGCUUAAUAUUGUGAUCACGGAUUAUGUAUCCUUUGAUAAUUUUCUUUUUUGUAAGCUUGUCAUCCAGAGGAAUGCUUUAUUGCUCAAUUAUUAUGAAAGACACUCCAAUGCUUUUAAUCCAUGCCCAUGAGAGGAAGUUUGGAUUUUGUUUGAGGUUGUAAUUGUAAAUGGGGUUAGUUUUUCAAAAUGAUACUAAAGGUAGUACUACCGGUUUUAGAAUUGACGUUCAGAAUUUGAUGAAACUUGUAAUAUAGGUACAUAAUAAUAUCUUAAUUAACCACUUGAAUUUUUGGAGGCCUACCGAAAACUGAAAAAAACAUAUUAAUAUUUACAUAUUUUUGCCUUUACCAUUGAUCCUUAUGGAAAAUCACAGCCUUUAUUUUAUUUCACAAAAUUGGACGUUCAGAUUCUUACAAAGAUUAAGACAACGAGAGAAAAUAACAUCUAGAACAUAUUUAAUGACAAUGAUAAUGAUCCAUGCUAAAAGGGCGCAUUAAAAAAAUAGGAAAACGGUUGACCCUGUAGGCCAUCCCUGCAACUUCCCGUUAAUUCCAUA
Cotesia glomerata is the source of this 1617-nucleotide messenger RNA. Its product is annotated as PI-PLC X domain-containing protein 3-like. The transcript is spliced from 2 exons. Gene Ontology annotation, biological process: lipid metabolic process. The record is from RefSeq and is a predicted model, not a curated record. Lineage: Eukaryota; Metazoa; Arthropoda; Insecta; Hymenoptera; Braconidae. Bases 124 to 1191 code for a protein of 355 amino acids. Gene Ontology annotation, molecular function: phosphoric diester hydrolase activity.